UGACUCGCUUGUCAUCGGGGUGAUGGGCACCGAGACCAACCUGGCGCUCUCGGGGAUGACGCCUGUUGGAGCGGGAGGGGGGAUCUCCUCCUCUUCCAGAGCCCUCCCCUUUCUCGCCAGCUCCUCGCAGCUCCAUUUGAACCUCAAAGGGCAUCCGACCGACUGCUGUGUAUUCCCAGCAACUUUGAAAGACAAAAGAGGGCUGCAGAAGAGUAGAAGAAGGGAAGGUGGGGAGGGAGGCCAGGAGAGACGGCCCUUUCCAGAAUCUUGAAAGGGGCUCAGGACGACGAGUCUCGCCAUCUCUUCACCAGCUAGAAUUUGACUCGGUCUUGACUCCCUAAAUUUCAAAGUACCAGUCCAUAAGCAACUUAAGUCGGAGCCAGCCAGAGGCCCUCCCCCUCAAAAGGUCUGAAUCCAGCUCCCUCCGGUUUAACUGUCUUGUGGCUGGUUCUGAUGAAGCAUCGGGCACAGAUCCAGGGAAGCUCAAUAAGUGCCCAAAUGGGCGGACUGCGACUCAUUUCGCAAGGUGCCUCUGCCUCCUUGGACCUGUAGAUCUCGCUGUGGUUCAACAAAAGGAGAAGCGCUCAGCUGGAGGCUGGUUCCGUCCUGAAGCGAAGCCUGCCUCAACUGCCGUUCCAGGUAGACGGUUCAGACACGCGCCCGAUCCCACUACAGUCUCCCCAUUAUAGCUUCAGCAUCAACAAAAUGCGGCGGCGAGUCCCCGAUGAAAGGGCAAGCGCAUAGACCUGCCUGCCAGACUGCUCGGAGUCUUUAUCUACAGGGCGGAGAGAAAGCGAACAGGUUGCUGCUUGUCUGUUUCUUUCGAAAAGAUGCUUUAAAGCGGAAGGCAAUGCGGGUCAGUGGCGUCCCACCUGGGCGAUCAGAAAUGAAAAGACAAAACAGACCCCCACAAACACGGUUUUGGAGAGAGCAUCGUGUCUCAACGGAUCGUCACGAUGGCACCAGCAAUGGGACAGCCCGGUUACCCCAGUUGGGGACUGUGGGUCAGUCUCCUUACACCAGCGCCCCUCCGCUUUCCCACACCCCGAACGCCGACUUCCAGCCUCCCUAUUUCCCCCCUCCAUACCAGCCCAUCUACCCUCAGUCCCAAGACCCUUACUCCCACGUUAACGACCCCUAUAGUUUGAACCCUCUUCACGCCCAGCCCCAACCCCAACACCCAGGCUGGCCGGGACAGAGACAAAACCAGGAAACGGGGCUUUUACACACGCAUCGGGGACUUCCCCACCAGCUCUCCGGCUUGGAUCCACGAAGGGAUUACCGGCGGCAUGAAGAUCUAUUGCAUGGACCUCACGGCUUGAGCUCAGGACUAGGAGACAUCCCCAUCCAUUCCAUACCUCACUCUAUAGAAGACGUAUCGCACGUAGAGGACCCGGGUAUUAACAUCCCAGAUCAAACUGUAAUUAAAAAAGGCCCCGUGUCCCUCUCCAAGUCUAACGCCAACGCCGUCUCCUCCAUCUCCAUCAACAAGGACACGCUCUUCGGCGGCGUGGUGAACCCCAACGAGGUCUUCUGCUCGGUGCCCGGCCGCCUGUCCCUUCUGAGCUCCACCUCCAAGUACAAGGUCACAGUGGCAGAAGUGCAGAGGCGCCUUUCCCCGCCCGAGUGCCUCAACGCGUCUCUGCUGGGCGGAGUGCUUCGGAGGGCAAAAUCAAAAAAUGGAGGGAGAUCUUUGAGAGAAAAACUGGACAAAAUAGGAUUAAAUUUGCCAGCUGGGAGACGCAAAGCUGCUAAUGUUACCCUGCUGACAUCACUAGUGGAGGGAGAAGCAGUUCACCUAGCCAGAGAUUUUGGUUACGUCUGUGAGACAGAAUUUCCUGCCAAAGCAGUAGCUGAAUUUCUCAACCGACAACAUUCCGAUCCAAACGAGCAAGUCACAAGAAAAAACAUGCUUCUAGCUACAAAACAGAUCUGCAAGGAGUUCACCGACCUGCUGGCUCAGGACCGGUCUCCUCUGGGGAACUCUCGGCCCACCCCCAUCCUGGAGCCGGGCAUCCAGAGCUGCCUGACCCACUUCAACCUCAUCUCGCACGGCUUCGGGAGCCCUGCUGUGUGCGCCGCAGUCACCGCCCUGCAGAACUAUCUCACCGAGGCGCUCAAGGCCAUGGACAAAAUGUACCUCAGCAACAACCCCAACAGCCACAACGACAACAGCUCCAAAAGCGGCGACAAAGAGGAGAAGCACCGAAAAUGAGGACUUGCCUCCUCCUCCACCCCCUGCCGCCCAGCCAGCUCUCCAGCCUGCCCCUCCCUGCUUUUCUCUUUUCCUCCUCAUCAUCAACUCUCCCCCCCUCCCGGCCUCGUCGCUCUAAGGCUACAGCAAGAGAGGCCCAGAAAGCUUCUGCCCCAGCCUCUUCACACACAGACAGUAGGACUGGAACCCCACUCCCAAGCUCGCCUCCUCCUUUCCGCCACCAUUUCCCAGUUCAUGCCCAGUUGCUAUCCAGUCUGGAGCCUAAGAAAACGAACAAGGCGAUGGAGCCAGUCUAGGAGGGGGGGAAAUUGUCUGAGUUUGUGUGAACUUUUCAUUUUUUAAAAAACAACAACUUCUAAAAAUUAAAAAAAGAACUUUUUUUCUAAAAAAAAGAGAGAGAGAGAACUAAAAUAAAGAUUAAUAAAUAAGUAAAUACGGAGAAAAAUAAACGAGCUUCAUCGGACUGAAUCACCAUCUCCCCUUACACAAACUUCCGUUUAAGAUUGUAGCCAUAUUUAAAAAAAAAAGCAAAAGAGGCAAAAAGGAUCAUGACGACAUUUUAUCAGUAUUGUGAAUAAACUUGAACACAAACCACGCAGUUCCAUGUCAUGUCUUCAGUUGUAGAACCUUUCUCCUGUACAAGGCGACCAAUUUGAACUUUCCUAUGGUGACACCGAUUCACAGUUCUUCUAUGAGGGAAUCAGUGUUCAUGUAUGUAUAUAUUUAUUUAUGUGUAAUUUAAUGGGAAUUGUAAAUAUGGUGAGUCUGUUUGAAACUUUUUUUUUAUUUAUCUGGUGAUCUCGUUUACCUCUUGUUUAGUGGGUUUAUAAAUCUUCCCCCUUCUUAGUUCCAUCACUGUGGUUCAUGGUUCCUGACUUAGAAAACAGAGGGGUGAGGUUUUUUGUUUUUUGUUUUUGGAGGGAGGGGGUGGUAUUUUUCUGGGAUUUAUCACUUCAGCCCUGUUGUAGCAUGUUUAAAAAGGCGACAAUAAAGCAGCUAAGCAAAUAAAAUAAUCAGGAUUAAAAAACCCAACCAUAUUAUUAGUAUGACCUUUACUUUCUCAUUGAGAAAGAAAAACAAUAACCCUGAAAUGAUGUUUGACCCUCUUCUAGAAAGAUUUUUUAAAGUGUUCGUUUCUAACCAUUCCUUAUGUGUUACAGCUGAAAAAGUAAAGAAACAAAGUUUAUGCCCAGAGUUGUCCUACUGAAAACAGGAUCAGAGCAAUAAAUUGAUAUUGUCUAUUCAGAUAAAGGCUUAGGGAUCUUCCCUCCUCCCCUUUUCAUUUUGAGUUGUGUUUUGGUUCAAAGAACUUCCACACAUUUGGGACCACCUGGUAUCCUCUAUUUCCACCAGCCAUAUUGGAAGCAGUUAUAGUUGUAUUGUAUUGAGUUGUGCUGGCAGUAGUUUCCAUGCCUGUCAAUGUAUCAUAGUCCUUUGUUGCCCAGAUAAAUAAAUAUUUGAUACGCUUUAUGUCGAUUUUUUUUAUUCAGUGGCUGUCUUUACCCAGGCGUAUUUUUGUUCUUGGCAGUAUUUUUUAUUCAGUAUGGUUACAGUAAUUGAGUUUAACUCUCCCUUGACAAUUGCUCCUUGCAAUAAGCAGCUGAACCCAUUGUUUCCCUCAAGUAUAAUAAAAACUUACUUUCAAGUUGGAGUUCAGAGCAGGGUAUCAUUUAGAUAUUCCACUGAGUCUGUAUUCAGACAAAUUACACAAUAAAACACAAUGUACUCUUUUGGAUAAAAAAUAUUGUACUGUUAAAGAAAUGGCAUACUUUUCUUUAACUGAACGGUAAUUUUAUUUUUUAAAAAAUAAAGUUUUAUUUUAUUUAUUUGAUCUUUUAGGUUUUUA
Molecule: messenger RNA, 4061 nt
Organism: Hemicordylus capensis (graceful crag lizard)
Lineage: Eukaryota; Metazoa; Chordata; Lepidosauria; Squamata; Cordylidae
Gene: TFAP2A
Product: transcription factor AP-2 alpha
Exons: 7
Coding region: 725-2215 (496 amino acids)
Biological process (GO): anatomical structure development; regulation of transcription by RNA polymerase II; regulation of cell population proliferation
Cellular component (GO): nucleus
Molecular function (GO): RNA polymerase II transcription regulatory region sequence-specific DNA binding; DNA-binding transcription factor activity, RNA polymerase II-specific
Source: RefSeq, a predicted model, not a curated record